UUCGCAACAUCCCAGGCACGGAAAACUCUACAAGAUCAGACUGGGAUUGCCCAACUCCAAAACCCAUCUUGGCCACAUUAACCUUCUCAUCACGAAGGAGGUGAACGUAAGGACGAUGUUGUCGCAAAAAGGAUGGCUUUAUGCCACUACCCUUCUCCUCUUUGCGGCUCCCGCCACCACCAACCCUCAGGAGAGCUCAGCUCCUGUUAUCACUCGACUGAAGACUGAAUGGCCAGCCCCGCCCCUCAUUCUAGAAGCAAUAGAGUUUGUCGCGCAAGAUCGUGGUGCACAAGCCUUUGACUACAUUUCGCAGCUGGCAAGCACAGGAGUACUCUCUCGCUCUUCAGCAGCGAAUUCCAACAGAAUUUACAAUGAGAUUAUUGGAGGGCUGGAUGAGGGGUUGAGCAAAACGCCAGGAGACUCGCAAAGAGAGUCGUUUCUAUUGAGUGCUGCAUCAUUAUCGUUAUUGAAGCUGUCACUAGCGACUCGUAGUAGUGCUCCCCGCAUACAAGCACAGUAUCGGUUUUACACCGAAAAUGUUUUGCCUGCCUUUGGGUCUCCAAGCGCAAAGUUUAAUCAAAAAUGUGACGUCUGGCUAGAUUGGUACGGGACUCAAUCGUGCGACGUCAGUGAAGUUGAGAAGCUUGUCAGUGCAUCUGUCAGCAAUGCGUCAGCGCCAUUGGUUUUCCCAUCCGACCAUAUCUAUCGAUUAGAUAAUUCAGUUAACAGUCGCCCUUUCGCGGUGCUUUACGCCGACUUGCAGUCAGAUGCGUUUCCGCCGUUCCAUUCGGCACUUCUUGCAUCGGCUCGGCGAGGUGAUCUCGCUUAUGUCUUACGGUAUAAGCCACCUUCUGCAAUGCCAGAAGAACCGCUUCACGUUUCCGGAUACGGAGUCGAACUCGCAUUGAAGAGCACUGAAUAUAAAGUUGUUGACGACCGAGAAGUGCAGAAAGGAGAUGAGAGCACAUCCAGCGAAUCGGGCACUCGCAGUGUCAUGAAUGAAGACGAUCCACUCUUUGAAUCGCCUCCAAGAGUCAUGGCUCUAACUGCCAAUGAAACCCAAGGUCUCGGACUCAAAACCACGCAGUUCAUUUUGAACUGCACAAACCCGUUACGUGCUCUUGUCGAUGUCAGUCAGAACUUUCCGAAGUUUGCGCACCUUCUGAAAGGAGUGCAAGUGGAAGCCGCGAUAGCGUCGGAACUGUCGUACAAUCGCGCUUACCUAGCUGCUCGCCGUCAUGGACUGUGGAUCAAUGGAAUUGAGUUGGAUCCGGAGCGGAUUGAUAUUUUCAGUCUGCAGCGGACACUGCGGAUGGAAGUCAGCCGAGUAGCAUCGCUCACAGCGCUUAACCUCACUUCAGACCAGGCAGUUGAUCUGCUGACCACUCCUAUCAGCGAGAAGAGUGGCUCCGAUCUUGAAUGGGGCGAGACGUUCGACGUGCGCUCCGAUCUCGUGGUAUGGUGGAACAAUCUCGAAAAGGACAGUCGGUAUAAAUACUGGCCAGCAAGCGUCAUGGAGGUUGUUCGUCCAUCUUAUCCCGGGCAGCUUAAAUACUUGCGGAAGAACUUGAUGAGCACUGUGCUCAAUUUGGAUUUGGCGAAUCCGUCCCAUCUUCAGAUUAUGACUCAAGUCUUCGCAUUUAUUGAGCGUGAAGUGCCAUUGCGUUUUGGGAUACUGCCCCUGGUAGAUAUACAACACCAUGACUCCGCGUCAUCACUGGCCGCUGGGGCAUUCUAUCAUCUCCUUAAGCACGCGAAACUAAAGGAUGCCAAGAAUUUCAUACAAGCGCUUCGCGAUGCUAGCGGCGACGAAACCCUUACGCCAAAUGCGGUGGAUUCCGCAUAUAAUAAAGUGGCUGGGAAGUCUCUGAAAGCAGCUCUAGCAGAAUGGAACGACGGAUAUAGCGGUCAUGUUCGUCGGUUGCAUGAGUUCUCCCUCCGCUUUGGCACGAGCUUGAGAGAGGGUGCCGUAUUUGCUAACGGCAAAUAUGUUCCACUGAACGAGGAAUGGCAACAAUCCAUGAUCACCACGUAUUUCAAAAUGCUGGAUUACUUAAUGCAGAAAGUCUACAACGGACAAAUUUCCGAUCGUGACAAUUUAUAUGAUCAUUUCUUAACGUUACCCAACGUUAAUAGCAAGCGCAACGAGUUCAUUUUUGGUGAACCAGUUAUGAAAAAUUUCCUUGACUGCGACGAAUGUGAACUUUUGUCUGACAUUGUUUGGCUAUCACCUGAGACCGUCCCUAGCACAAUAUCUAUCAUUGUAGUUGCAGACUUCGCUCAAAAGGAAGGUAUCGAUUUUGCUUUGCAAGCAGUUCAAUAUCUCUCUUUUUCCGAGGGCGUGCGGAUGACAUUCAUCAAUAGCGGUGCUGAGCCUGUAUCGAAGGUACCUCGAUCAACCAGGGCUGACGCGGAAGUUCAAGAAGAAGGACUGGAUGAGUUAGAUAAAGUGUUUCAAGUCACAGGCGAAAGCCUACACACCAAGACGCAGGCCUUUAUAAGAAGUCUGGGGCUAGCUACUGGACAGCGAGCGAUUGUCGUGAACGGACGGAUCGUCGGUCCCAUUCCCUCUGAGAUCCCCUUUGAUGCUCAAGACUUUGAGCUGCUCAUUGCUCGUGAAUUCCGGCAACGAAUUGGAAAUGUCGCGACGAAGAUGGCUGGAUUCUUUGGUAUUCCGGAUAGACAAAGCGAUGCCAUAUCGAUGGCGAUAUUUAAAGCGACGUCGGCAUUGGCAACAAUCGCUAUGCAGGAGAUUUCAAAACCAUUGUCGACCAGCCCGCAAACAAGACGCCCGCUAGAUACUUUCGCGAAACUCAAGAAAGAGCAUAGCUGCAUACUUGUCGGAAAGGAAGAAAACGCCUUACUUCGUAUCAUCGCCAUAGUGGACCCCGUUAGCCAGGUUGCACAGAAAGUAUCUGCGUUACUUCAAGUCCUCAGCAAACUUGAAGGCGUUCGCAUUGAGAUCCUGUUGAACCCUGAACCGGACAUGGGUGGCAGUCUCCCCAUUAAGCGAUUUUACCGCUAUGUGGUAGCGGCCGAGCCAGAAUUUGAUAGCUUAACAGGCGCUAUGAAACCACCCAGUGCGGCGUUCUAUGGUCUUCCGGAGGAGCCUUUAUACACCCUUGGAAUGGAUGUGGCAAGCUCAUGGCUAGUGUUUCCUAGCAGAUCUAUUCAUGACCUUGACAACAUACGACUGUCAACUCUUACCAAUCGCCGCAAAGGAGUUGACGCAGAGUUUUUACUCGAAAACAUUUUAGUUGAAGGCCACGCCAGGGAUAGCAGGACGAAUGGACCACCUCGCGGACUACAGUUCGUGUUAGGAACUAAGCAGUCUCCCUCAAUGUAUGAUACUAUUACGAUGGCAAAUCUUGGUUACCUUCAAUUGAAGGCCAAUCCUGGUGUAUGGCAUUUGCGGUUUCGGGAAGGACGAUCUCGCGAGUUGUACGAGUUCGAGUCGAUUACCGACACUCUUGAGGCGCAGACUACUACCUUGGCUGGCGAGGACGGACCAACGAUCGUUGUCAACAGCUUCGAAGGUGUCACUGUCCUCCCAGUUGUAAAGAAGAAACUUGGGAGAGAGCAAGAGGACAUUUUGGCGGUGGAGAAUGCGGAAAGUGGUGAAGGGAAAGGGCUUUGGAAUCAAAUUAAAGCCAACUUCUUCAGCUCUUCCGCGUCCACUUCAGCCAAUGCCACAAUCAACGUCUUUUCUGUCGCUUCUGGACAUCUAUAUGAACGAUUCUUGUCCAUCAUGAUGCUCAGUGUCGUGAAGAACACUCAGAGUCCGGUCAAGUUCUGGUUAGUUCGCAAUUUCCUGUCUCCCUCUUUCAAGGAAUUCUUACCUCAUUUAGCAAAAGCCUACGGAUUUGAGUAUGAGCUUGUGACAUACAAUUGGCCUCACUGGCUCCGCCAGCAAACAGAAAAACAGAGAACUAUCUGGGGCUAUAAGAUCCUGUUCUUGGAUGUCCUGUUCCCAUUGAAUCUGGACAGGGUUAUAUUUGUGGAUGCUGACCAAGUGGUCCGCACCGAUUUGAAGCAGCUCGUCGAUCUUGAUCUUCAUGGCGCCGUGUACGGUUAUACUCCUUUUUGUGAUGAUCGGAAAGAGAUGGAAGGCUUUCGAUUCUGGAAGCAUGGAUAUUGGAAGGACCACUUGGCGGGAAAGCCUUAUCAUAUCAGCGCUCUCUACGUCAUAGAUUUGAAGCGGUUCAGACAACUGGCAGCUGGUGAUCAACUUCGCCAGCAAUACCAAAUGCUGAGUGCCGAUCCAAAUUCUCUGGCUAAUUUGGACCAAGAUUUGCCCAACAACAUGAAUACUGCUCGACAGCUUCCUAUAUAUUCGCUGUCCCAAGACUGGCUAUGGUGCGAAACUUGGUGCAGUGACGAGUCCUUGAAGACAGCUAAGACCAUUGAUCUGUGCAAUAAUCCUUUGACUAAAGAGCCCAAACUAGAGAGAGCAAAACGCAUUUUACCCGAAUGGGAAGGUCUGGACGCAGAAGUAGCUGCUGUCGCCAAACGCGUUGGCCAUUCGCAAGUACACGGAAAUGUGACAAAGACCUCUGGGGUGACUGAAAGUAUAUCCCAGUAUUCUCCCGUUAGAGAUGAACUAUAGGUUCUUGUAUUAUAAGACAAUGAUUUACAAAUACAAGUCAAAAGAGAGUGCAUCAUGUUCGCUUAGUC
Molecule: messenger RNA, 4674 nt
Organism: Spizellomyces punctatus DAOM BR117
Lineage: Eukaryota; Fungi; Chytridiomycota; Chytridiomycetes; Spizellomycetales; Spizellomycetaceae
Exons: 28
Coding region: 116-4606 (1496 amino acids)
Cellular component (GO): endoplasmic reticulum
Molecular function (GO): UDP-glucose:glycoprotein glucosyltransferase activity
Source: RefSeq, a predicted model, not a curated record